Mytilus trossulus (common blue mussel) is the source of this 3105-nucleotide messenger RNA. RefSeq names its product NAD-dependent protein deacetylase sirtuin-2-like. Gene Ontology annotation, molecular function: NAD+ binding; histone deacetylase activity, NAD-dependent. The record is from RefSeq and is a predicted model, not a curated record. Gene Ontology annotation, cellular component: nucleus. NCBI's taxonomy places the organism in Eukaryota, Metazoa, Mollusca, Bivalvia, Mytilida, Mytilidae. Bases 142 to 1482 code for a protein of 446 amino acids. The transcript has 15 exons.
GUGCAUGUAAACAAACAAACAAACAUCAUCCAAAAGAAAAUAUGAUUGCAUGACAUGUGAGACUGAGUCGAUUUGUCAUUUACCAAAAUACCAUAUGACCCAGAAGUGAAUUAAACUGUUAAAAAAAUUCGCUUGGAAAUCAUGUCGUCAGGACAGGACACUAAAGGAGCUGAAGGGGGAGAUAACUCUGAUGAUAAGAAAGAAGAAGGGCCAAGUAAUAGUCAAGGUGCUGCAGGGGGAGAUAAUUCUGAUUCUAAAGCAGAAGAUAAUCAAACUACUGAGAAAAAAGAAGAAGAAAAGAAAUCUGCUCUUUUUGAUGCCUUUGCUAUUUCCCUUGGACUAAAGGAUGAACCCAAGAUAGAAUCAUUGUUAGAUACAGUAGACUUUAAUGGCAUUGUCAAGUACAUAAAAGAUGGCAAAGCAAAAAACAUCAUCACAAUGGCAGGAGCUGGGAUCUCUACUUCUGCAGGAAUACCAGAUUUCAGAUCCCCAGGGACAGGCUUAUAUGAUAAUUUACAGAAAUAUAAUUUGCCAGAACCAACUGCAGUAUUUUCACUUGAUUAUUUCAAAGAGAACCCAGAACCAUUUUUCAUGUUGGCAAGAGAGUUAUGGCCAGGUGUAUUUAAGCCUUCAACUUGCCACUAUUUUAUCAGAAUGCUUCAAGAAAAGGGACUUCUUUUGAGACACUUCACUCAGAAUAUAGAUACAUUAGAGUCUGUUGCUGGUUUGGACCCAGAGUUGUGUGUUGAGGCCCAUGGUCAUUUCAGGACAGGGCAUUGCAUACAGUGUAGGGCAGAGUAUACCCAGGACUGGAUGAAAGAGAGGAUAAUGAAACCAAGUAUACCUAAAUGUGAAGCAGAAGGAUGUGAGGGUGUUGUCAAACCUGAUAUUGUCUUCUUUGGUGAAAGUCUUCCAUUUCGUUUUCUAAAAUGUAUGUCAGAGGAUUUUGAAAAAUGUGAUUUGCUAAUUAUAAUGGGAACAUCAUUAUUGGUUCAACCGUUUGCUUCAUUAGUAAACAGAACAAAUGAAAAUGUACCAAGAAUGUAUAUCAACUUAGAAAACAGUUGUCCUCCGAAACUGGAUCCAAUUAUGACUGUGAUAUUUGGCAGCGGUUUUGAUUUUGAUGGUGAAAAUAAUUACAGAGAUAUAUUUUGGCAGGGAACCUGUGAUGAUGGUUGUACAGCAUUAGCUGAAGCAUUAGGAUGGGAUGAAGAACUGAAAAAUUUGGUCACAACAGAGCAUGCAAAGAUAGAUGCUGCAAAUCCUGAUAAAGAUACAAAGUCUGCAAAGAAAGAUGACAGCGCAACUAAAAAAACUGAAGCUACACUAAAGAAAGCUGACAGCACACCCAAGAAAACUGAAAAUUCACCAAAGAAAUGUGAGACUCCAAACACAUCAGAUAAAACACCCCCAAAACCAGAAGCAGCUACUCCUAAGGCAAUCUCUGGAAGUGGGUCAAAGAAGACACCUCCAAAAAAGUGAAACAGCAACUUCACAAAAUAAAUCCUUGCAGUUUGAAUGCAAACCAACAAACAGACAUUCCUCUGAAGAAAUAGAUCUUUCCCCAACCCAUACUGAUUAUUUACAUUUCAAAACAACACAUUGAGUGUAUAAAAGUAUGUGUAAUGUAAUUCAGAUAUUUUGCAGGCAUUUAUUUAUUUACAUCUAUUGUUGAACAAUGAACAAUUAAUAAUUCCAGGAAAUACUGCAUUCAAAUAAUGCUAUCAAAAUUCAAAUUGGUUACAAUGGUAGUUGUUUUUUGGUAGCAAUUUUCACAAUCAAUAAUAAAAAGCAUACAUUUAAACUCACUGCCAUUAAAAAUAUUUAAGCAUCUGAAACCAAUUUGAAAUUUAUAUUCAUGGUAGGGAAUAAAUAUUUUUGUGUCUUCCACAUUCAUGGAACAAAUUAAAAAGAAAUCCUACUAAAAGAUAGGUCAUCAAUGCUCUUCCAUUUGGUACUUGGUUGGCCUUUUUUACUAUUUUGAUCCAAGGUUCACUGAUGAGUCUAAUGUAGAAAAAACACAUGUCUGGUGUAUCAAAAUAUAAUCCCGGUACCUUUGAUAGCUAAUUAAAUAUCUAUUAGGGAUUAUGUCUGUUUUCCCUUGUUGUUCAUAUUUUUGUAUGAUAUGUGUUUGUUUUGUUGUGUGUAUGGAAGUAUUACAACUGUUAUAACUGCUUGACUGUGAUAAAAAACAUUUUUGCUUUACUAAUAUAUCUAUUCUUUUGUUCGAUUUUAAUUAUGUUAAUUAUUUGCAAUAUAUAAAUAGAUAUUUUAUUUAUUUGAGACAUUUAAAUGCUAUGAUUGAUUUGUGUGUGUGUUGUUUAAUUUACAUAUUAUCCAAUGAAUUUCUCGAUUAUGAAAAAUAUUUUAAGGCAACUGUACAAAUUAUGAUAUAAAGUGUUAAUGAUAAUCAUGAAAAGUGCAUCCUGUUUAAGCUACACCCUGCCUUCCCAACUGAAAACCUGUCUAUACUUAAUCUGGCCUUAACUGAAAACCUUUCAAUACUGAGCCUUGUUUUAACUGAAAACCAGGGGCCGAUUAAGGUGGAUGCGUGUCAGCGAUCUAAAAUUUCAGUUCAUCUGAAAUCCUGUUUUUGCCCCUGAAAACCUUCAAUUUUUAUUUGACAAAACAUUUUUUUGUAUUGAAAUGUGUUUUGCAUAACAAAAUCUCUGUGGAAAUUCUAAUUGAAAUCUAUCUUCACUCCAGAAUUUUUUUAACAAACUGAACUUUUAUUUUAAUAAUUUGCUGUUUCUUCCACAUUUGUUAACUUUUGUUUUGUUAUCAAGUUUCAGUGCUCAUGCACUUUCUGUGUUUACAUUUGUCACCUAUUUAUGUCAUCAAAAAAUAUUUCUUAAUAAUUACAAAAUACAGCACUUGUGUAAUUUAAAAUACAAUUAUUGAAGGGCAAGCAAAAUUUGUGUUUAUCUUAAAAAUUAUUAUUUUACUAUUUUAAAGUGUAUCUUAAUCUAUAUUUGACUACCUUUCAUCUGUAUCUUAUGGGAAAAUAUUACUUUGAAUUUAUCGGCAAACAUUAUUUCAACAAAUCAUUAUAUAUACUCUUUUCAUUAUAAUAUUUAUUCAGUUUUAUUUAUGAGUCUAUAUAGG